Molecule: messenger RNA, 693 nt
Organism: Talaromyces proteolyticus
Lineage: Eukaryota; Fungi; Ascomycota; Eurotiomycetes; Eurotiales; Trichocomaceae
Exons: 1
Coding region: 76-588 (170 amino acids)
Source: RefSeq, a predicted model, not a curated record
AACAUCCUAAAUGAAACUUUAUGGCUCCCGAUCAAGAGAAGAUUUAAUUCAACAACAUGCAAUUGCAAAGGGAGCAUGGUCUUCUACUAUCAACAGGCAAUGUUCAAGAAAGGUGUAUGGCCGCUAGAGGAGCACUUUUCUAAAACCAGCGUUGGAGCUAUCUUGACACGGCUCAAAACCAUUGGUUGGAGUGAACAGAGCUCAUGGGGCUGUAAACAAUGUACUUUUGACUGCGCUAAGGUCAUCGAUGGCGCGGUAGAACGUACCAAGAAAUACUUCGACGGUCUCUGCUUGGAUUAUAUGCAAGAUGACGCACCAUCAAAUGAAUAUGGUUGGAAAGAGAAAGAGACCUGGCAUUGCAAAGGAGGACGCCAUGGUGAGCCAACACGAUACUAUUCUCAAAUGUGGGCGAAUAGUCGAGAACGUUACAAUAUUUUUGAUUUGAAUCUAUGUGUAUCUGAGGGUCUUCACUUCUAUAUGGGCGUCUUGGCCUCGUUGGAAUCACAACUUCCCGCUCCUCUAGUUUUGGGAUCGACAGAUAAUAUCAACGGUAGUCUGACUGCCUGCUUUUCGGUAUCGACUCGUUGAUAGCGUGAGAAAUAUGUCAUGACGGUCCCUUAUCGGGUUGCAACGGAUGAUACAUGUAUUGUUCAGUUUGGAAGGAGAAGGCUUCUAGGCCAAGUAGAACUUUAG